Messenger RNA from Verticillium dahliae VdLs.17, 3888 nucleotides. RefSeq names its product ras GTPase-activating protein. NCBI's taxonomy places the organism in Eukaryota, Fungi, Ascomycota, Sordariomycetes, Glomerellales, Plectosphaerellaceae. The record is from RefSeq and is a predicted model, not a curated record. Gene Ontology annotation, biological process: regulation of GTPase activity. The transcript has a single exon. Bases 1 to 3888 code for a protein of 1295 amino acids.
AUGGACGGACGACCUUUCCACCCGACCAACCCAGGCACCCACAAUCCCACCCCGCCUCUGGAAUGGCCCCAGAACACCCCUCUCGACGCACACCGUGACCCAACCCCGUCUCGCGGCCUCGAACGCCUCUCCACCAGCAACCUGCGCACAGCUUUCCGCACCACCGUCUCCUCCCAUAACACCAUCCGCGCAGUGACGCCCGAGUUCUCGAGCCGAGAGGAAAGCGCGCAUGCCAACGCCCACGCUCACACCCACGCCCACCACGCCCACAAUCACCACGAUCACGCAUCUGCCGUCCCAGCUCUCCCCGCCCGAACGCAACUCGGCUCCACCUCGCCUCAGAGCUCCCCGCGCUCCAUUCCACGCCCGGGAGACAUGGCCAGACGCCAGGGCGUCGUGUUCAACGACACAUUCGGCGCGUCCUACGACAGUAACUCGUCGAGCCCGCCACCCCCGCGACAAACGAGCGGUAGCUUCCGCCCGCGUACCCAUACCAUGGAUGGCGCCUUUCGACAGCAGUAUGCGGCAGCGUCAUCUGCAGAGGGACGCCAUCGGGUCGGCUCGUUCUCUUCCUCUGGCUCGCAAGCUGUCUUUGACGACAAUCGACCACCGCCACCCCUCCCGAUCGAGUCGAUGGGAUACCCCUCCAUAUCGCAAACAAGACCGCCAGAAAUAAUCACGACAACAGGAAAGGAGAAGAAGGGAUCGAGCAGGCGCCUUAUCAAGCGCCAGUCUUCCCGACCGACAUCGCCGCAAAUAACCGUCCCUUCCGUGGACUCGCUGCCGAUACCGGUCCCAACAGAUGACGCGAACAAGGUCCUUCUUCUCAUGAAGACGCUAUGCGGUCGCAUGCGCGGCGAAAUUGAGUUCCAGACAGACCCCUCAUCACCAUGGCAGAAUGGCAUUGGAUAUAUCGACGAGGAGAAAGGGUCGCUCAUGUUCGACUCCGGCCGUAACGGACCUUUCCACAACACACUCAUACAAGACCUUCGAGGCUGCCGAAUCACGCCCAUGGACUUUGCGCAGCCUGAGCGGCGGUGUCUACAGAUUCUGUCCACGUCACCCAACCAGGUGUCAGUGGAGCUGCUGAUACACCCAACGCUGGCUGAUGAGCGGGAUUUGUGGUUGGCCGCCUUGCUUUGUUGGCAGCAGCUCAGACCCCCAAAGGUUAAAUUGUCUAAUGGGAGCACCAAUACGACACCAACGUCGGUUCGACCGCCAUUGCGAUCUCGCGGAUCUGAUGGCGCCGCCCCCAAGUCUACCAAUUUCAUCAAAGUCGGCCAGGUCAGGCUGUGGGACAAGGGCUUGGCGACAUCACCCCGAGCGAUCGUGAAGAGGCCGUCGACGCGUGAUCUGCGGUCCCAGACGAUAUCCUGGAGGCUUGUAUCGUGCCUGCUUCAGGAGAACGGUGAGAUCAGGCUCACUACCAAUGAUGGAGACUCGGUCAUUGCCGUGGUUGAACUGUCACAACUUUCGCGGUGCGCCAUCCAGCAACUCCAUAAGUCGGUGCUCGACGAGGAGUAUUGCAUCGCCAUAUUCCCACAUUACUCAACCAUUUCGACACAGUUGUCCAUCUUCCGCCCGGUCUACAUGGCAUUCGAGAAUCGCUUACUCUUUGAAGUUUGGUUUGUGCUGCUGCGUGCCUUCGCGCUCCCCGACAUCUAUCGCCUAGACUCGCCCGGAACUGAACAGGUUCUCGAGAUUGUGGACUUGGAAGCGGACUGGCCGGGCGAGAUUUUCCGAGUAGAGAAGACCAUCACGGUCCGCGUCACUGAGGCAAAGUUGAAGCAGAAGCUGGGAUCCCCAGAGUUGCCCCCGCACGACCGCCACUCCAAGACUGAAAGCGAUCCGCUCGUCGGGAACUAUCUUGCAGAGGUCAUCCUCGAUGGAGAGGUUCGAGCGCGCACCCCACUGAAGUCGGGCACCAAAAAUCCAUACUGGAGGGAAGAGUACCAGUUCAUCGACCUUCCUGCAGCACUGCCCUUCUUGUCUAUCAUUUUGAAGCGUGUCGAUGGCAACCUGGACAUGUUGUACCCGCAACUUCAGCCAUCGGCCAAUGUGUCCAAGAUUGGAAACUUGUCUGAAGCUCUAUGCGGCGCCGUCGAUAUACCUUUGGAUCUCAUCGAUUCGGGGAAGGAUCUUGAGCGCUGGUUCGAGGUGCUCGAUGUGCGGCAGCACAUUGUAGGGACCAUGCUGGUCAAGGUCCACUACGAAGAGCUCGUGGUCCUGCAUUCAAAUGAGUACCAGGCUCUCUCAAACCUGCUGCAUAGCUUCCCAUCGGGCCUGACCACCCAGAUUGCGCAUGCCCUCCCUGGCCAGCUACGGAAAUUGUCGGAGAUUUUCCUCAACAUAUUCCAAGUCUCGGGCCAGGCGAAUGACUGGCUGCAGACACUAGUUGAAGACGAGAUAGACGGUGUUGGUAGCCAAGCGCAGAUGACAAAGUACCGUUUCAGCAGCCGCCUCAAGUCCAACGAGUCUCUGGAGUCUGCAAGCGACCGUGAGCAGCUGGUGCGCGAAACAGGCAAAUCGCUCGCUGGUGAGGCCAAUCUGCUUUUCAGGGGCAACACGCUUUUCACUCAGGCGCUUGAGUUUCACAUGAGGCGAUCCGGAAAAGAAUACCUUGAGACCAUACUGCAGGCCAAAAUCAGCGAAAUCAACGAGAUGAACCCGAAUUGCGAGGUGGAUCCCAGCAAACUGAAGCCUGGCGAAGAUUUGGCCCAAAAUUGGAACCGCCUGCUACAGGCAGCCACCGAGGUUUGGCAGUGCAUUGCAAAGGAGCCUACGAAAUGUCCUUCGGAGCUGCGGUCGAUUCUCAAGUACGUCCGCGCUGUAGCAGAAGACCGAUAUGGCGACUGGCUACGGACAGUCACCUACACCAGUGUUUCUGGCUUCCUCUUCCUCCGGUUCAUUUGUCCGGCAAUCUUGAGUCCAAAGCUUUUUGGGCUCCUCCGAGACCAUCCCCGGCCGCGGGCGCAACGAACGUUCACGUUGAUUGCGAAGGCUCUCCAGGCACUGGGCAACCUCUCGACGUUCGGCAAGAAAGAGGAGUGGAUGGAGCCUAUGAACAAGUUUUUGACUGCCCAGCGGCAAUCGGUCAGGGAAUAUAUCGAUGCCAUCUGCGCCAUCUCCGUGGAGCGGAACAAGGUUGCUCUGGGACCAUCUUACUCGACCCCUAUCACAAUCCUCGGCCGUCUGUCGCCAAACGCACGCGAAGGCUUCCCUGCGCUGCCCUUUGUCAUCGACCACGCCCGCAACUUUGCUGCACUCAUCAAGCUCUGGGCAGACGUCAACCCGUUCGCUAAUCUGGGCUCCAAAAUACCACACGCCAAUGGCGGAGGAGAAGACGACGUCUUGAUCUUCAAUGACAUGUGUCUCGAUCUUCAGAGGCGCACGGACAUCUGCCACGCCAGGAUGGAGGAAUAUCGGGCCAUCGAGGGCGGACCUCACCCAGUAUCGGAGCUUGCCGAUGUUCUUGAGCAGAGCACCCUCGAUGCGAUCAACCAGUCUUGCAGCACGCCCACUCAGGCUAUGCCAUCUCCGGAUAGCUACGGCUACAGAUCCGACGCCGGCCUUCGCCCACCUCGAUCUGCAGGCAGUGACGUGGCCCCCGACGCCUCUCAACCAUCUCGACGAAGUAAAGAACAUCGUCGGGGACGAGAGAUGUCGAAUCCUCCAAGGCAUGCAUCUGCCCAAUCCGAAGUCACAUUUGCGACAAAUAUAUCCUCCGGCGGUGGCGGCACUCUGAAGCGUAACGGGGGUAGCAGAUCAACCCGCACGAUCCUAUCCGGGAUCAUGAAGCCGUUUGCGCGGAGCGACUCGCCAGAACAUGCAUCACCUACCACUAGAUCCGGGAAGAGUCAGGAGCGUACGAAACAUCACGGCAACUGA